Molecule: messenger RNA, 1233 nt
Organism: Heterobilharzia americana
Lineage: Eukaryota; Metazoa; Platyhelminthes; Trematoda; Strigeidida; Schistosomatidae
Source: the annotation of a GenBank genome assembly
AUGCCUGGUAGUAAUGGUGUCACUUUGUCAGAUAAGCCUGAGAAAUUCAUAGACAAGAUUGAUCCUGAGGAUCCGGAUUAUCAAAAAAGCUUGAUGCGUCCUGCUACUAUCAAGGAGGAUGUUAACUUGAUGAUUCAGCGUAGGCGGGUAUCUUGCAUAUUAAAAUCGGAUGCAUUUCGUCGCGAACUGGAAGAAGUUAUUCGGUCGCAAUGUCAAUCUGGAGACUACCCUGGCAUGAGCACUAGCCUCCUGUCACUGCAGCAUUUGUCGGAUUUAUUUGCUUCAGCACCAUCUGGACCACCCGUCAGCGGAGGUGGGUUCUCAAGAGGGCAUCGGAAUGGUGUUAUUCCUAUAAAUGACUUGCGUGGUGGCGAUGCUUCUGUUUAUUCUCGUCGUGAGCGUUCUCUUCGUUGCAAGUUGGCUUCAGUGUAUCGUCUGAUUGACCUCUUUGGAUGGAAUUCUAGUAUAUAUAAUCAUGUAACUGUAUGUGUUAGUCGCAAUCAUGAACAUUAUCUGGUGAAUCCUUUUGGAUUGCUUUAUCAUGAGAUUACUGCUUCUUCUCUUAUCAAAGUAAAUUCCAAAGGUCACAUACUUGAUCCAGGAUCUACUAUAUUAGGCGUUAACCAAGCAACAUGGGCUUUACAUUCUGCAGUGCAUUCAGCUCGAGCAGACAUUCGUUGUAUCAUACAUUUGGAUACUCCGUCAACUGUUGCAGUAUCAUGUAUGAAAUCAGGUUUAUUGCCUCUUUGCAACGAAGCAAUGAUUUUGGGUGAAGUUGCAUAUUAUACUCCUAGUGGUGGAUUAAACUGUAGAAUCAAUAACGAUAUGAAUGGAGAUUUUAGUGAUGUUAAGGACUGGGCAGCUGAAUGUACAGCAGUCAGUGAAGCUCUAGGUCCAACUGCUCGUAUCCUUUUUCUACGAAGUUUAGGAUUACUUGCCUUAGGUGAAACUGUAGAAGAGGCAUGGCAUUAUGCAACUAAUGCAAUUGUGGCUUGUGAUACUCAGCUGUUAUUGGCCUCGGUUGGUGCUGAAAAUCUCAUCUUACCAACAGAUAAAUUGAAGCAAAAAACGUAUGAAACAUGGAGAACAGCAGGGUUGGGUGGUCUAAGUGGACCAGAAGCCGCACUAGCAAUGAGAUUAUCUUCACCGAAUAAAUCUCAUACUGGGGAAACAGGACAACAUUCUGCAACAAAUGGUUCACUUCGGACGGUUCAAACACAGAAAAUACUUUAG